GCCCAUGGCCGGCGGGCCCGUCCGCCCUGUAUCGAUUCUAUCCCGCCACACCGGCGCGGAUUAAGUCCGUGGAGGGUAGUGUGCGCGGGGUGCGCGGUGCGAGGGGAUGCCGGUGCGCAAGGGGCUACUCGCGCCCCAGAAUACCUUCCUCGAUACUAUCGCCACACGCUUCGAUGGCACACACAGCAACUUCGUGUUGGGCAAUGCUCAAGUGCCGGCAUACCCGAUCGUGUACUGCUCGGACGGGUUCUGCGAGCUGACGGGGUGGGCGCGCGCACACAUCAUGCAGAAAGGUUGCGCGUGCAAAUUUCUCCACGGGCCUGACACCAGAGAGGAGCAUCGCCAUGAAAUCGAUGCAGCACUUGAUUCCAAACAUGAACUCAAGCUGGAAGUUAUUUUCUAUAAGAAAAGUGGAACCCCGUUCUGGUGCUUACUUGACAUCGUCCCAAUUAAGAAUGAAAAGCGAGAAGUGGUUUUAUUCCUUGCCUCUUUCAAGGACAUCACCAAUACUAAGAUGGCAGCCAUGAAUACUAACGAGGACUUUGAUAGCGGAGCCGCGGUGCGGCCUUCGGCUGGUGUGGUCACUCUAGCGUUAUCCCCAUUUGUACCCGCAGCGGCACUUUUGGGCGCCCGGUUCCGCGCUGAAUCUAGUUGCCUACUUCCAGACCCGAAUGGCAAUCUUGACCCCGAAGCGCCGUCGCCCGCCAACAUGGGCAGACGGCGAUCUAGGGCGGUACUAUACCAGCUUUCAGGACAUUAUAAACCAGAUAAAACGAAGACAAAAUUAAAACUCAACAAUGUUAGUAAGAAUUUGCUUCACUCAUCGGACCCACCAUUGCCCGAGUACAAAACAUCGGCAAUAAAAAAAUCUAAGUUCAUUAUAUCACACUACGGCCUGUUUAAAACUUUUUGGGACUGGUUAAUCUUAAUAGCAACUUUUUAUGUGGCUGUGGUGGUGCCAUACAAUGCCAGCUUCAACGCUAAAGAAAGAAUUAGCCCUGUCAUGGACGUUGUGGUUGAAGUAUUUUUCAUAUUCGAUAUAGUACUUAAUUUCCGGACGACGUUCGUGAGUAAGAAAGGUGAAGUCGUGUCGGACUGGAAAGCGAUAGCCCUUAAUUACAUCCGGACUUGGUGCGUGGUCGAUCUUCUAGCUGCUCUGCCAUUCGAUAUACUUUAUUGGUCCGACGUGUACAGCAUAUCAGAAUCAUCGAUACAUUUAGUGAAGUUAGUAAGGUUAUUGCGAUUGGCGCGGUUGCUGCAGAAAAUGGAUCGCUACUCACAGUACUCAGCGUUGAUACUGACGCUCCUUAUGCUAUCGUUUACGCUAGUGGCCCACUGGCUGGCUUGCAUCUGGUUUAUUAUAGCUGAAAAAGAAAUUGAUGUUCAUAAUAAUGAAGAACAGUGGGAUCUAGGUUGGAUGCAUAAUUUAGCAGAGAGAUUAAAAAUGCCAGUUCACAAUGUAUCACAUGGCGAAAGUUAUAUCACAGCAUUAUAUUUCACAUGUUCAUCACUAACCAGUGUGGGCUUCGGGAAUGUGGCCGCCAACACAGUUCCCGAGAAAAUUUUCAGUAUUCUUGUAAUGUUGAUUGGAGCCCUAAUGCACGCCGUGGUGUUCGGGAACGUAACUGCUAUUAUCCAAAGGAUGUACUCACGCCGGUCUUUAUAUCAAAGUAAAUGGAGAGAUUUGAAGGACUUCCUUACUAUAAACCAGGUUCCGAAAGAACUAAAGCAGCGCAUGCAAGAUUAUUUCCAAACCAUGUGGUCGCUCAAUCAUGGUAUCGAUAUACAUGAGACUUUGAAGGAGUUCCCUGAAGAGUUACGGGGGGACGUGUCGCUCCAUUUACAUCGGGAGAUUCUAUCGCUUCCGAUAUUCGAGGCAGCCUCUCAGGGCUGCCUGAAGUUGUUAUCGCUGCAUAUUCGGAAUAAUUUCUGUGCCCCUGGCGAAUACCUUGUGCAUAAAGGGGAUGCGCUAACCUACAUCUAUUAUAUCUGCAAUGGAUCUAUGGAAGUUGUUCAGAACGAUAUGGUAGUUGCUAUUUUAGGUAAAGGAGAUUUAGUGGGCUGUGAUAUGAAUGCCCAUUUACAAGCGCACAACGGAGCCGGAGGUGCUCCUAACACUGACGUGGUGGUCAAGUCGAGCUGCGAUGUUAAGGCGUUAACAUACUGUGACCUGAAAUGCAUACAUAUGGGUGGUUUAGCCGAAGUUCUGCGGCUUUACACUGAGUAUCAGCAAGAAUUCAUCCAUGAUAUACAACAUGAUCUAACUUAUAACCUCCGUGAAGGAUACGAGGCAGAACAAGAAUCAGAUGGAAACGGACAUCCUUCAUUAACAUUGCCCUCAAUAUCCGAAGAUGAUGAAAAUGCAGUUGAAGAUACAGCACUAUCACCGAAAAAGUCUAUUCCUAUAUCCAAUACAAAUAGUCCCCGACAUGCAAAAUUCAGGUCGGACGGGCAACAGCGGCUUACACACAGAGAGUUAAGAGAAAGAAUAGAAAGACAAAGGUCCGUCGCUACACCCAAAAUCAGUAGAGCGGAUUCUUUAGAAGGGCUAAAUUUAGAAAUGCACAACACUAGGUCAUCAGUGGAAAGGCUGGAUACGCAGGUGUCAAGUUUACACCACGACGUCGCGGCUUUGAGCAUGGAGGUUCGAAAUGCAAUCCAAGCUCUGCAAGAGAUGACGACGGGUCCUGCGGGCUGGCAUGCCGCGCAUUCCAAUCCGAAUCUACAGUGGAAUCAGCCACCUAAUCAACUCGCUAGGAGUUGUAGUCACCCACCCGACGUUUUUUGUUGGGAUCAGCAAGAGAGGCCACUUACGCCUGAGCGACCAAAGGUGCAUAGGUACACGCAGACAGAACCAUUCCUUCAUUUAGUCACACAAUACAUAAUGGAACACCCAGCGACAGUCAUGCUACUUUUGGGUUUAGACCCUAUAGUGACUCCAGUGAUGCCACCGGGCGUUGAGUAUUAUGACACGCGAGGUUGCCGGCCCAGCAUGCUCGAACAAAUUGUUGAAUCAGAAAACGGGAGCCAAAGUCCAUCUAGCUCAGGUAGUGAGAAAGUUGAUCACAGAAGCCUCAGUGGAAGUGCCAAAGAACUCGAUUUACAACCAGAAGUGAAAAGACUAUUAGAAAAAGACUAUAGACCCACUAAUUUAAGGCGGAACAGAUACUCUGCAAGUGAUAUAUGUGAAGAGUCAGAGCGACUUCUAUCUGCCAGAGCACUGCAUCCAAGCACGCGCAGUCUAAAAUUCAAUAUUAACAGUUAAGAAUAAUACACCUUGUUACCAUUUUACUACGUUCUGCUCAUUAGUAGUUAGACUUUAAAAGUAUACAUUUAUAAAAAAUCAGUCUCUGUACCUAUAUUAAAUAAAGAUCUUUAAAUUAGGUAAUCCAAAAAUAAGUUGGUUCUCGUAUUACUUUUCGUUAACGAACUUAAAAGUAUUGCUAUUGUGUCAAAGAGAGUUUAAAUGAAACAAAAAGUUAUUUGGGCAUUUAUUUGUGCUAUCUUUUUCGGAGGUAUACUAUUUUAGAAGAUGUACAUAUCAAUUGCAAU
Molecule: messenger RNA, 3552 nt
Organism: Hyposmocoma kahamanoa
Lineage: Eukaryota; Metazoa; Arthropoda; Insecta; Lepidoptera; Cosmopterigidae
Product: potassium voltage-gated channel subfamily H member 8-like
Exons: 16
Coding region: 107-3265 (1052 amino acids)
Biological process (GO): regulation of membrane potential; potassium ion transmembrane transport
Cellular component (GO): membrane
Molecular function (GO): voltage-gated potassium channel activity
Source: RefSeq, a predicted model, not a curated record